GGAAGCACAAAAGAAAAAACUUCAAAUUAUGAUAAUAAGAAUGCGCUUGGAACUCGAGACAUGAGCCACCUUCGAGCAACAAAAUCUGGACUUCUCAUUUGCACAGUCAUUUGCAUCUUCGUUUUUCUUUAUUUAAGGAACCCAACUCAGGAGGAACCCAAGGAGGAACCCACUGACCCAGCGGUAGUGGAAUGUGGCUUUUAUCCAGACGAAUUGUGUUCAGCUUUAUUUGAAAGGAAAGGGGCAGCCUCUCAAAUUGCAAAAUUUUGUAAAAACCCACAGAGAUCUGAAAUACUUGCUCAUUUACACGCACCAGGAAACUGCUCCAGGAUCUCCCAGGGUUUGCAUUUCAUAACCAGACCCCUGUCUGCAGAAGAGGGCAAUUUCUCUCUGGCAUAUAUUAUAACUACUCAUAAGGAGCUGGCCAUGUUUGUGCAGCUUCUCAGAGCUAUUUAUGUACCUCAAAACGUUUACUGCAUUCAUGUCGAUGAAAAGGCCCCAAAGAAGCAUAAGACUGCUGUGCAAAUCUUGGUUAACUGUUUUGAAAACAUUUUUAUUUCAUCAAAGAAAAAGAAGGUGGCUUACACUGGCUUUACAAGACUCCAGGCAGAUAUCAAUUGCAUGAGAGAUCUAGUACAUUCCAAAUUUCAAUGGAACUAUGUCAUUAAUCUUUGUGGACAGGACUUUCCAAUCAAAACCAACAAAGAAAUCAUACACUAUCUCAGAAGCAAAUGGUAUGAUAAAAAUAUAACUCCUGGAGUAAUCCAACCACCAAACAUUAAAUUCAAGACAAGUCAAAGCCAUCUGGAAUUCAGUCCUGAAGAAAGUAUCUGUGUAUCUCCAAAUAAAAGAUUCGAAUAUGAGCCACCCCACAACUUAACAAUUUAUUUUGGAAGUGCAUACUAUGUACUUACGAGAAAGUUUGUAGAGUUCAUACUGACUGAUAUCCGUGCGAAAGACAUGCUUCAGUGGUCCAAAGGCAUCCACAGCCCAGAGCAUCACUACUGGGUGACCUUGAACCGACUAAAAGAUGCUCCGGGUGCUACACCAAACGCUGGCUGGGAAGGAAACGUUCGAGCUGUGAAAUGCCGAAAUGAAGAAGGAAAUGUUCACGAUGGAUGUAAAGGCCAUUAUGUCCAAGACACCUGCGUUUACGGACUUGGAGACUUGCCAUGGAUCAUUCAAUCACCUUCUUUGUUUGCCCACAAAUUCGAGCCCUCCGCAGACCCCCUUGUGGUCAGGUGCUUAGAGAGGCGGCACAGAUGGGCAGCUCUGCGGCAGGCAGAAGUCCCCGCAGAACAACACUGGCGCUUCCCACAGCAGAGUCACUUUAACACGGACUUGAACGGCUGAGAAGUGUUUGCUUCCUUACUGGGCUCAUUCUAUUUCCUUAACUUGAAAUAAGAGAACAAGGAAUCAGUCCUACAACUUAGAAUGGAAUAUGAUGCAGAUUUCUCUUAAAAUGAACUCAGAAACAUGUGAUGGACAAGGCUUUACUUCUGAUUAUAGGCCACAUUUAUAACUUUGAGAGAGAAAUCACAAGAGAAAAAAAUAAUCCAAGUUACCACUGGUGACAUGUACAUAAGUACCCAGAAGGCCAAUUGUUGCUGAAAACCAAAAUUCUCCAAAUGCUCAGAUCCAGGUUCAAACUGGAGUAAGAACAAUACAUGUUUUGAAG
Molecule: messenger RNA, 1678 nt
Organism: Nycticebus coucang (slow loris)
Lineage: Eukaryota; Metazoa; Chordata; Mammalia; Primates; Lorisidae
Product: beta-1,3-galactosyl-O-glycosyl-glycoprotein beta-1,6-N-acetylglucosaminyltransferase 7-like
Exons: 3
Coding region: 61-1353 (430 amino acids)
Cellular component (GO): membrane
Molecular function (GO): acetylglucosaminyltransferase activity
Source: RefSeq, a predicted model, not a curated record